AGUCUGGUCAUGGUAUGCAUGUCACCUCAUUUGAACUAUACAACAUAAAGCGGGUGUCUAUAUAUAGUGAGCACAUAAUAGGCUAGAUGUACAACUUAGUUCCACAAGAAGGAAAAUUUCCUUGAUCAAAAUACACUAAUGGCAGGCAGGACCGUAUGGAUCGCACCUUGGGGAGGUAAGGCUGGAACCAAAUCGGGGGAAUUCAUAAUACCUGAUGGUGCUCGUCUUACCAAGAUAGACAUUAGGAGUGGAGAAGCUAUAGAUUUCAUCCGCUUCACUUACAAGGAUCAAUCUGGCACAGGCCAUUCUGAAACAUUCGGUAGCGAGGCCGGUGGCUCGUUUCAUACGAUCACCUUCAAUGAAAACGAGUACCUCAUCACAAUUAGUGGACGUGUUGGAUCAUAUGCUGGCAUCACCUUGGUUACAUCGCUGACUUUCCAAACCAACUUAAGAACUUAUGGGCCAUACGGCACAAACCCGGGGACUGACUUUUUGCUUGGGGUCUCAAGCGGUAAGUUUUCCGGGUUCUAUGCAAAGUACGGGGAUUACUUGGACUCUUUGGGUGUUAUUCUUCAGCCGUAAGAUGAUAUAUAUACAGCAGCAUGCAUGCAUGCAUGUUGUGUUUAAUGCAUGGAAACAAAUGUUAAAUGUAUUCUAAAUGUGGUACUUAUAUGUAUUUUAUAUGUUUUAAUAUCGUAUCUUGUUUCUUCGACGUGAGACUAUAAAAAUAAGGUCGCACACGAAGUUACAAGUAGAAUAAGCACCUUUGUGGCUUUGUUGUGCAUGCGCAUUUUGUUUUUUCAUGUACCCCUUGAAGCUUAUAAAUAAUGAAUAUUCCAUGCUUUCUUCUUUGCUAA
Molecule: messenger RNA, 857 nt
Organism: Lactuca sativa (garden lettuce)
Lineage: Eukaryota; Viridiplantae; Streptophyta; Magnoliopsida; Asterales; Asteraceae
Source: RefSeq, a predicted model, not a curated record